This is a messenger RNA of Podospora anserina S mat+, 2181 nucleotides long. RefSeq lists its product as uncharacterized. Gene Ontology annotation, molecular function: protein binding. The transcript has 3 exons. The coding region runs from base 1 to 2181 and encodes 726 amino acids. The record is from RefSeq and is a predicted model, not a curated record. Lineage: Eukaryota; Fungi; Ascomycota; Sordariomycetes; Sordariales; Podosporaceae.
AUGGCAGUUGUACUUCCCUCACCACCCGCCACCGCCAGCCCUGGGCUCGACGGCGUGAUCACCAAACCAGACACCACCACGAGAGCACCGAGAGUCAAGCCAACGAAAGAGGAUCUCCUCAAGACGCACGCCGUCCACGUCCAGAAACAGGCCAACUCGCCCGAGAACGCGCCGAGACCCGUCAAGCAGCCCAACUUGGCGCUUGCCUAUCCUGCUUCGACAAAGUCGAUUCGCGAAGUUGAUAUUAUCCCUCUAUCACAACUCGAGGUCAACUCACACCACCGGGGUUCAGGCCUCAUUCUCAAAGUCAUCAGCCCACCAUUCCUUGGGGCGGGAGCAGUGAGCAUAGUCGAGGAUGAGUUCGGUAAUGUGGACAAGAUCUCCAUCUACAACCAGAAUGACUCGUCUAUCCUUUCUGGUGUACCAGAAGGGUGCAUCAUUGGUGUGAAGGAGCCUUACUACACCAUCAACGGGAAGAAUGCGGAUGGGAGCGAGGAUUACAUGAUCUGUGUCGACCACCCAUCAGAUGUGACGCUGAUUAGGUUCACCGACCCCAUCAUUCCUGAGCCAUUGAGAUUGGGACCAUUGCUCAAGACGGCGGAGGACUGGAAGAAGGCGGGCGAUACGGCGUUUUUGGAGAAGGACUUCCCAACGGCGGUGUUCUGCUACACCGAAGCUCUGGAUUGUGCCGAGGAUGAAGGAUUCAAGCCAUCAAUCUACACCAAGCGCGCCGGGACAAGUCUAAUUCUCGGCCGCUAUGAUUCCGCGAAGGAGGAUGCUCUCGCCUCUCGAACGGGUACCACCACGGACUGGAAAGCAUACUACACUGCUGGGAGAGCAUGCUAUGGGCUUUGCAACUACUCGGAAUCGAAGGAAUAUCUUUCCAAGGCUCUCGAGCUCAACCCAACCAACCCAGCCAUCAAGAAGGAGUACGAGCGGUGUCUCGCCAGGCUGCACGAGGAGGAGACUGGCGACUACGACUUUGAAGCCAUCUACAAGUCCCUCAGCCCAAAGAACGUUCACCUGGACUUGGGGUCUUUCACCCGCAACACAGAGGUAAAGGCAAGCCCGCUCCACGGAAGAGGAUUGUUCGCCACCAAGGAUCUCGCACCCGGGGAUCUUGUCUUUGCAGAAAAGGCCACCCUGAUGCCCAACCAGUACGAGCCGAUGAGGGCGUCGGCUGCGCUGUAUGCUUUGACCGUCCGUCAACUGCUAGACAACCCAUCACUGUGCAAGUCAGUACUCCAGCUCUACCCCGGCGAGAUGACCUACGAGCGAAACCCGCUCGAAGGCACCCUCGUAGAUGGUGUUCCAGUCCUAGACGUCUUCGUCAUCGAAGGCCUCCGCAACAAGAACUGCUUCUCCGUGCCCCUGUCAACACUCGAAGACACCAGGCCAACCGCCCAAGAAGGUCGCCAAGCGAAAGGUCUCUGGGUCCACGCCAGCAACCUCAACCACGCCUGCGUCCCCAACACCCUCCGAUCGUUCCUCGGCGACAUGCUGAUCUCCCGUGCGACUCGACACAUCAAGGCAGGCGAGGAAAUCUUCCAGCAGUAUGUCCCCGUCAAAUCCCUCCCUGAUGUCCGCAACGGGGUGUACAAAGACGGAUGGGGUUUCGAGUGCUCGUGCACCCUGUGCGUCGCCGAGCUCAAGCAAUCGUCGGAGGCUAGUCGAGAGAAGAGGAAGGAUUUGCUCGCGCAGGUGGAGAAGAUCUUGAACAAGAAGACGCCGAGGGCAAAGACGAUUAUUCCCGACGCGACGAUUCGAUCGGUGGAUAAGCUGAUGAAGCAGUUGGAGGAGGCGCACGAGCCAGAGAUUUACGGGCGAUUGCCGAGACUGACGUUGAUUUACGGGAGCAAUUGGUUGGUUGGGGCGUAUAGGGGGAAGAAGAACUACUCCAAGACGAUUAGAUAUGCGGUGAAGGUGCUGAGGAACUUUGGGUUUGAGAUGCCGCAGGGGGCGGAGAGCCAGGACAAGGUGUGGGACCCGAGGCAGAUGUUCUUUUCGGAGGAGUGGCAUUCGUUGAUGACGAUUCAUGUGGUGGUUGCCUUGAGGAGGUUGGCGGAGGCGUACAAUGGGUUGGGGAAGAAGGAGAUGGCUGAGAGGAGUGUGGAGGCGGCCGAGUUUGGCUAUAUGCUCGUUACUGGGUUCAAAAAUGACCUGAGCAAUUUGGAUAGGUAG